Culex quinquefasciatus (southern house mosquito) is the source of this 978-nucleotide messenger RNA. RefSeq lists its product as uncharacterized. The record is from RefSeq and is a predicted model, not a curated record. The coding region runs from base 206 to 517 and encodes 103 amino acids. The transcript is spliced from 3 exons. NCBI's taxonomy places the organism in Eukaryota, Metazoa, Arthropoda, Insecta, Diptera, Culicidae.
AGGGAGCAUUCAGUUUCGUACCAGCGUUCGAGGCAAGCAGUCGUGUUUUGUACAAGCUCUGUUCCCCCUCGGUUAGAAGUUUCGUUCAGCAGUUUGAGAUAUCGAAAGCAACGCAAGUUUUGCAUAAACAAACGCGCGCUGGUUUACGUGAUUUCUACGUGAUUUGUGAAUCCACCUGAAGAAGUUAAGCUCAAGUUCAGCAAAAAUGGCCAUCGCAUUCUACAUCCCAGCGAUUGACGACGAAGUCGAGCGUCAACAUCAACUUCAACUGCAGCAGCAGUACCAACAGUAUCAGCACCAGUCGCCACCGCCAACGCCCACAACUCCGACGGAGUCGAUUCCGCCAACUCCACCGCAUACUCCGACGAUGACCCAGGUUAGCAUCCACCACAAUCGGUACCACCUGGUCCAGGCGUUCCACGAGAUUCUGUUCCGACAUGCCCAAGAAAAUUCCCCGACGCGAACACGCUGUCUGCUGUGCAACAAGCUGUACUAUCUGCUCCGCAAAGUGUAUUGAGAAGUCUUAGUCAGUGACCAGAAACUCUUAGCAAGUGUUCCCAAGAUUUAAUUCGACAAAGUUAGCAAACAAAAAACGUUGUGUUAAUUAAAUUAUCAACAUCCACCUGAAGGCUCGCACUCCGAGGCAAUAAAGUGAAAUUUAUUUGCGCUUGGAUGGAGCGAGUGAAAAAAAAUCUUGAAGGUUCAGUGCGACCUGGAACGUCCGGGAAGGACUUUGACCUGGUCGUGCCGAUAGUCAAAGGAUGUGCUGUUAUACUCCGUGAUCCAGAAGAAAGUUGUGAUUCUGGCAGUUGGAAUCAUCAACUAGAUCUUGAGGAACCAGCCAGUACCUGGGCGGGGUGGUUAUGUGCCACACAGCUCGGUGCAGAACGUGACCAAUCAAAAAACUUGUAGCGAAUAAAGAUUAGUGAAUCUAAAGUGAUUGUAGCAGUAAAUCAAUAAAGAUAUCGUGAAACGAAA